This is a messenger RNA of Paramecium tetraurelia, 1380 nucleotides long. RefSeq lists its product as uncharacterized. The transcript has a single exon. The record is from RefSeq and is a predicted model, not a curated record. Gene Ontology annotation, molecular function: protein kinase activity; ATP binding. Gene Ontology annotation, biological process: protein phosphorylation. NCBI's taxonomy places the organism in Eukaryota, Ciliophora, Oligohymenophorea, Peniculida, Parameciidae.
AUGAAUAGGUUGUCUGUCUCUGAUUUCGAAAUAAUUAAAAAGUUAGGCUAAGGUUCCUUUUCAUCUGUGUACAAGGUGAAAAGAAAAUCUGAUGGUUAAGAAUACGCAAUGAAAAAAGUUUAAAUGUCUGGAUUGGCAACAAAGGAACUGAAUAAUGCUCUCAAUGAAGUCAGGAUUUUAGCUAGUUUGGAAAACCCAUAUAUAAUUGGGUAUAGAGAAGCUUUUAUAAGGGGAGACAAUUUGUUUGUAGUUCUGGAAUAUGCAGGAGGAGGAGAUUUAUAACAAAAAUUAGAGUAUAUAAGAAAAAAAGGAUAAGGGUUUUAUGUAGAUGAGGAGUUGAUAUGGGCGUAUUCAUUCGAGAUGCUUUCAGGGUUAAACGAAUUACAUAGUAAGGGAAUUUAUCAUCGAGACAUUAAGUGUGCAAAUAUAUUUUUGACUCAAGAUCACAAACACAUCAAGUUAGGUGAUCUUAAUGUAGCAAAGGUUGUUAAAGCAAAUUAAUUCGCAAAUACAUAUGCUGGGACUCCUUAUUAUACUAGUCCAGAGGUUUGGAUGGAUUAACCAUAUGAUCAAAAAUGUGAUAUCUGGUCUUUAGGAUGUGUGAUUUAUGAGAUGGCAUAAUUGUAACCACCUUUUCUUGCAAAUGACUUAUUCUAAUUGCAGAAGAAGAUCUCUAAAGGAUCAUAUGAACCAGUGAAUCCAAGGUAUAGCAAGGAAUUGAGUGAAUUUAUUGCAAAGUGUUUAUAAAUAGCAUCCAAAAACAGAGCUUCUUGUGAGGAGUUGUUAAACUUAGUUUAGAUAAGAAACAGAUAGAACUCAGUCUCAAUAUCUUAUAGCAAUCAAAAAUUACUAGGAACUAUUUGUUUGACAAAAAAUUACAAAGAAAUACGAUUACCUAGACCAAGAUAUUAAACAGAAAUAAAUGAUUCGAGUGUGGUGAUAAGUAAAAUUUAGACAUCGAGGGGAUAUAGGGCAAUUUCAAAUAACAGAUUAGAUGAUUCAAACAGUCCAGCCAGUAGAAAGUUUAAAAUAAAAAAUAAAUUAUCAAAUCAUUAGAACUCUUUGGAAAGGAAUAAUUCUUAAAAUGAAUAGUAAUCAAAAGAGAAUGUUAGAUAUAUUAAUAAUCUCUAUCAAUUAUAACCGAAUAAUCAUUAGCAUUAUCCGAGUGCUCAAGAGUACAAAUAGAACACUGGAUCAAGAUAGAUUACGCCAACACUAAGAAAAUAAUUGUCUUCUCCUUUAAAUUAAAAAUCUCCUCUAAAUCAUAAAUCUCCUCUAAAUUCAGAAAACCAAUAGGAUAAAUAAUUGCCAAAAUUAAAAACAAAAUAACUGAUAUUUUAAACAAAAGAUCACUUAAGAAAUAUAAGAAAAUUAAUAUGA